AUGGGCCUCCCUAAGAACCUCUCGUUCCUGCGCAUCGGUACCGGCGGCCAGACGCUCGACAUCUACCUUGACCCCCUGUGCCCCUUCUCGUACAAGUGCGCGCGCUCGCUCACCGAGAACGUCCUGCCCCAGGUCCGCGAAGGCGGCAAGUACGCCGGCAAACUCCAGCUCAUCAUCAGGCCCUACCCUCAGCCCUUCCGCUCUGCUGCCUCCACUCAGUUUCACUCAGAUCUCGGUGUGCCAGUCUCAUCGCCGGGCGCAGUGAGCUCUGAGCAAAGAGCGGCGUGGAACACUCUCGCAGCAGUGACCACUGCAUGGACGCUGGGACGACGUAGCAGACACCGUGAUGCCCAGCCAGUGGAGCUAACAUGCAGCCACUACUUCUCGACGUACCCCGUCGAGGCUCUCCUCUGCUUCGGCGCCGACCACCCGGAGCAGUGGUGGGACUACCUCCUGGGCGUCUUCUCCGUGCAGGAGUCCUUCUUCAACAAGCCCGUGCACGACAAGACGCCCGCGCAGGUGCAGGAGGCCUACGUUAAGGUGGCCGAGGACGUGCUCGCCAAGGCCGGCGUCGCCAGCGCCAAGGAGGACGGCAAGAAGCUCUACGAGCAGCUCCAGGUGCACCAGAAGGAGAACGGCGGUUCGGUCAUGUUCGAGCCCCUCAAGUACCUCAUCAAGGAGGGACGCCAGAACGGCAUCCACUUCACGCCCACCGCGCUCCUGAACGGGCUCGAGGACGGAUCCGUCUCGUCCGGCUGGGGCAGGAGCGAGUGGGACAAGUGGCUCGAGGAGAAGCUGUAA
Molecule: messenger RNA, 801 nt
Organism: Trichosporon asahii var. asahii CBS 2479
Lineage: Eukaryota; Fungi; Basidiomycota; Tremellomycetes; Trichosporonales; Trichosporonaceae
Exons: 4
Coding region: 1-801 (266 amino acids)
Source: RefSeq, a predicted model, not a curated record